This is a messenger RNA of Pezoporus occidentalis (night parrot), 1939 nucleotides long. Its product is annotated as huntingtin-interacting protein 1-related protein-like. The record is from RefSeq and is a predicted model, not a curated record. The coding region runs from base 206 to 835 and encodes 209 amino acids. The transcript is spliced from 5 exons. NCBI's taxonomy places the organism in Eukaryota, Metazoa, Chordata, Aves, Psittaciformes, Psittacidae.
GGCGCAGGGACAGAGCAUCCUCCAGCACAAACAAGAGCUAUUCUGGGCUGUGACCUGCGAGGAACCGCAGCCCAAAGCGGUGCCUGGGGAGAGCAACCCACACACCACAAUUGCAGCAACCCAGGGAGCGACCUGCCCCGGGGACACCGGCACAGCCGGGCAGCCACCGCUGCAGCGGGUGCACGGUCCCUGCUCCCCCUCCGCCAUGGACCCCGCGGUGCCCAGAGCCACGCUGAAGGUGCUGGGGCUGUGCGCGGCGCUGCUGGUGCUGGUGGCGGCGGUGACGGUGGCUGUGGCGGUGAUGGUGUGGCGCUCCGAGGCGGUGGGCAAGCUGCGGGGCUGCCGGGAGCAGGCGGCCAACGCGAGCCGGGAGCUUGGGAAUGCCGUGGCCGAGCUGGAGCGGGAGCGAGCGCGGCUGCAGCGGGCGCAGGAUGCGCUGCGCAGGGAGCUUGCCCAGGCCCAUGGGGACAGCAAGAAGCUCAAUGGCAGCCUGGUGUCCUGCCGGGAGCGAGCGGCCAGGCUGGUGGCCAAUGUGACAGCGCUGGGGGAAGAGGUGCUGGCCCUGCAGCGGGAGCGGGAUGAGCUGGCCCGUGGCAAAGCGGCUCUGGAAGGGGAGCUGGCUCGGGGUGAGGAGCAGGCGCUGGGGCUGCGGCAGCAGCUGGAGCAGGCGAUGGAGCAGCAGCGAGCGCUGCGGGCACGCAGGGAGCGCUGUGAGGCCCGGCACAGAGACCUCGAGGCCACCCUGAGGGACUACGCGGCCCAGGUGGAUGCUCUGCGGCGGCAGGCGAGGAACCGAGCGACCGGGCGCAGGUGCCCCCCACCCCGGAAGGGCUGAAGAGCCGCAGCCCCCAGACCCCCUCCCUGAUGGGGGCUUGGGGCUGGGCCCCCCACCUGCUGAGCCCAUCAUUGCCAGUCUCACAGCACCCUUUAGCACUGGGACCCAGAAGCCACUCAGCCCCGGCCACUUCUGACCGGCACCAGCGCAUCCAGAUGAAGGAGGUUGGUGGUCACUGUGUGUCCCGACCCCACCGUGUGUCCCGAUCCAGCCAUCUAUCCUGAUCCAGCUGCCUGUCACGAUCCUGCCAUGUGUCACGAUGACUCCACUGUGUCCCAAAGCCACCACAUCCCGAUCCAGCUGCCUGUUGUGAAGCUGUUGCGUCCUGAUCCCACUGUGUCCCGAUGCCACCACACAUCCUGAUCCUCUUGUGUGUCUCAAUGCCACCACCGCAGCAGGACCAGAGCAUGGGAUCACCCAGCUUUUUGGGCAGAGCUUUAGCUCAACCACUGACUCCUUGGAGCUGCUUUAAUCAGUUCCAGGGUCUAACGCCACAUUCCCAGUGCAUUCCAGAAACUGGGAAGACUGGGCAGGGGUUUGGGCAAUAAAGGCUGCUCUGUUCCCUGAGAUGAUCCCCCCAACCCUGCUCAAGCACCACACACACCCCAGGGCUUUAACUGCCACCGCUGGCGCUAGAAGGGACCCCGAAGUCACACUGGGGAUCCAGUGCCAGUGACAAAAGGAGGUGGGAAUGGGGGACCAGUGGCUGCUGCUGUUUUGCAGCCACUUCCCAGGAUCUUUGAUCCUCUUUGAAGAAGGUUUCCAGGAAAGUUGCCGAUUUUCCUGCUGCCGCCGCCGCCACGAUAUCCUGUGCAGAGGGCAGGCAGGCUGAACACAGGCAUCCGGCCUCCUCCUGCUGCGCUUCCCAUGGGACAUCACCCCCGUGCCCCCCGACUUUCCAGGGAAGGGCUGCAGAGCCUGCGAUUGAGGGACCAGCCCCAUUCCCGCAGCCUGAAUCCGGCAGUGCCAAUGAACCUCAGCCCCGCAGCGAUUUGGGAUGGGGAGGACAAGCAGGCACAGCCAUUCCCAUCAUUUCCAAUGGGAAAGGUUAAUUACAAUGGGGGACUAAUUGAAAAAUGGGGCAGAGGGAGGGUCUGCAGCGCU